AUGUCUACAAGGUCGCACAGAUCACAGCUCUCACCAAGCACCAAGUUCGAGCCCCUACAGGCCUUCCUCCUCAAGAACACCACCGUCUAUGCGUAUCCAAGGCAACGCAGACGGCGGCGUAACCCAGCCGAGGAUGUGGACUCGGUGAAGGCAAUCUGCCAGCGCCUCCUCUACUUCGUCGUCUUCUACUCCGUCCUUGGUCUCUUCUUUGUCGGCUACCUUAAUUGGUACAUGUACUUCCAAGUGCCCCGAGAUCACCCAGCCCUGACCGGCAUGCAGUCGGCGCUUCAGAUGAACCCGGGUCUCAGUUACGUGCCGAAUUCCGACAUUUUCUCCAGUCUCCUCUACUUCCGUUCUCGCGAACCUCUGCCCUACUACAAGAAGUCCGACGAAAUGGCCGCCUUCCUACACGCCUACCAGGACAACACGGGUUCCACGGAAUCCGAGGACUGUCCUCAGGAGGGCGGGUACAAGCAGAACCCCGAAAGACCCUGUACCUAUGACCUGAACGCCGGAGGACCUUGCAACAUCAUGAAUGGAUUUGGUUACAACAAAGCCCAGGUAUGUUUUGUGCUCAAAAUGGCCCGCAUUUACGGAUGGCUGCCCGACCCAAUCGACGAGUUCGCCACCGGCGUGCUGGUGAAGUGUUCUGGUGUGACCGCAGACGACACCUACAACCUCGGCACUAUCCGCUACUAUGACAUGGACUUUAAGUUCUCGGCGAUAGCUCCAGGUGUGAAUCCUGGCAAACUUGAGAACGGCAGCUUCCACUCCAUGUACUUCCCCUACCGAGGUCAAUUAGCCUACCUACAGCCCCUGGUCUUCGUCAUGUUUGACGGAGUUAAACGCAACACCUUCAUCCGAGUGAGGUGUUGGCUCAUCGCGAAGAACAUCAAGGUGGACUUCGAGAGGGGUGAAGGGAGCGCCGAAUUCGAGAUCAUGUAUGAAUAA
Molecule: messenger RNA, 951 nt
Organism: Mesocestoides corti
Lineage: Eukaryota; Metazoa; Platyhelminthes; Cestoda; Cyclophyllidea; Mesocestoididae
Source: the annotation of a GenBank genome assembly